UUUUGGUGCUUUUUUUAAAGAAAAAACUUUUUUUUUGCUAUUUCUUUCUUUCAUUGGAGGAUCUCUACAGUUGUCAUUCUUCAACAUGAACAAGCUAUACAUUGGAAAUCUUAGUGAAAACGUGACUCCUGAAGACUUGGUUAAAGUCUUUGAAGACUGCAAGAUUCCAUUCUCUGGACAGUUUCUUUUGAAAACUGGUUAUGCGUUUGUUGACUGUCCGGACGACCAAUGUGCUAUGAAAGCCAUUGAAACAUUCUCUGGUAAAGUGGAGCUGCACGGCAAGCGCAUUGAGGUCGAACACUCUGUCCCUAAGAAACAAAGGACCAGAAAACUGCAGAUCAGAAACAUUCCACCACACUUGCAAUGGGAGGUGCUUGAUGGUCUUCUGGCUCAGUAUGGAACAGUGGAGAACUGUGAACAAGUGAACACUGAAAGCGAGACUGCGGUGGUCAAUGUCACAUAUGGAACACGGGAACAGGCCAGACAGGCCAUUCAGAAGCUGAACGGAUACCAGUUUGAGAACAACGCGCUGCGUGUGUCCUACAUCCCCGAUGAGACCUCCGAGGUGGACGGCCAGCGGGGGCCCGACAAUGGGCGACGCGCGGGCUAUGGGUCCCGCGGCCCCCGCCAGGGCUCCCCCAAUUCCGGGGGGCCCUCCAAACACCAGCACGCCGACAUCCCCCUGCGCCUGCUGGUGCCCACUCAGUAUGUGGGGGCCAUCAUCGGCAAGGAGGGGGCCACCAUCCGAAACAUCACAAAACAGACCCAGAGCAAGAUCGACGUCCACCGCAAAGAGAACGCCGGCGCGGCGGAGAAGCCAAUCAGCAUCCACUCCACCCCCGAGGGCUGCUCGGCCGCCUGCCGCAUGAUCCUGGACAUCAUGCACCAGGAAGCCAAGGACACCAAGACAGCUGAGGAGGUCCCCCUGAAGAUCCUGGCCCACAACAACUUUGUGGGGCGCCUGAUCGGCAAGGAGGGGCGCAACCUGAAGAAGGUGGAGCAGGACACCGACACCAAGAUCACCAUCUCGCCGCUGCAGGACCUGACCCUGUACAACCCAGAGAGGACCAUCACAGUCAAGGGCCCCAUCGAGGCCUGCUGCCUGGCCGAGCAAGAGAUCAUGAAGAAAGUGCGCGAGGCCUAUGACAACGACGUCGCCGCCAUGAAUCAACAGACCCACCUGAUCCCCGGACUUAACCUUGGUGCCCUGGGGCUGUUCCCGCCAUCUUCUGCGAUGCCACCCCCUCCCCCUGGAAACUCUACUGCUGGCACCCCCUAUGGUUCAUUUGGGACGCCGGAGCAGGAGACUGUGCACGUAUACAUCCCUGCCCAGGCUGUGGGCGCCAUCAUCGGCAAGAAGGGCCAGCACAUCAAACAGCUGAGCCGAUUCGCUGGAGCCUCCAUCAAGAUCGCUCCUGCCGAGGCGCCCGAUUCAAAGAUGCGCAUGGUCAUUGUGACCGGACCCCCUGAGGCCCAGUUCAAGGCACAGGGCAGGAUUUACGGCAAGCUGAAGGAGGAGAACUUCUUUGGUCCGAAAGAGGAAGUGAAGCUGGAAACGCACAUUAAAGUGGCUGCCACCGCCGCAGGCCGAGUCAUCGGAAAGGGGGGGAAAACGGUGAAUGAGUUGCAGAACCUGACCGCUGCAGAGGUUGUGGUCCCCCGGGAACAGACGCCUGACGAGAACGACCAGGUCAUUGUCAAGAUCAUCGGGCACUUCUAUGCAAGCCAGUUGGCGCAGAGGAAGAUUCGGGACAUUCUGACUCAGGUCAAACAGCAGCAGCAGAAAGGGGGUGUGGGUGGGCCCCCAGGACCCCACUCACAGCCCCAAGUGGACCCCGGGGCCCCACAGGGCGGCCAGGACCCCCAGCCUGCCCGCAGGAAGUGAGGGGCCGGGCCCCUCUGGACGGACAGCAGCCGGAGGAGAAGAAGAGAGAGAGAGACGCAGACCCUUUGGGAGACAGGGAGGAAUGCAUGUCAAAC
Anguilla anguilla (European eel) is the source of this 1980-nucleotide messenger RNA. RefSeq names its product insulin-like growth factor 2 mRNA binding protein 1 (gene igf2bp1). Gene Ontology annotation, biological process: nervous system development; regulation of gene expression. The transcript is spliced from 15 exons. Gene Ontology annotation, cellular component: cytoplasm; nucleus; cytosol. Bases 86 to 1885 code for a protein of 599 amino acids. Gene Ontology annotation, molecular function: mRNA 3'-UTR binding. NCBI's taxonomy places the organism in Eukaryota, Metazoa, Chordata, Actinopteri, Anguilliformes, Anguillidae. The record is from RefSeq and is a predicted model, not a curated record.